UGUCAGCGCUCUCCCACGGAGGCCCAGCCUUUGUAUCUGUGCUUAUCUUUCCCGAAGCUUUAAAGCACCGCUCUGGUUGAAUAUUACAACAAAAACUAUAGCAAGCAGUGGACGUGUUGGGAUUCCACCUCCACCCGUUCACUUCUGCACAUAAAGUGCCAGUAAUGAGUUAGUUACUCCAUGGCUGGACCCAGACCACCCCUCAGACGUGAUGGGCAUCACCCUCGUUUGCUGCUCCAUUACAGUGGCACUGCCGCUCCUGGUCUGGAUCAAAGUCCCCUGGUUCUAACAGAUCCAACCGCUUGUCCUCUGGGAACUCUGGGAGCAGCUUGAGUCGUCUGUUUCCAUGUCUCUCCACCUGCCCUCUCACGGGGUGAUACUUGAAGGGUUUUCAGAUCUUCUUGAGUGGCAUCAAGCUUGACCCCUAAAUCAUCCUAGUCCUGUUUAGCAUGAAUGUGAUUUGGAGAAACUGUAUUUGUCGUCUGGGACAAGGGAAGGCGCCGCACAGAUGCCAGAGUGCUGUCCACCCGGUGGCCCCUCUGGGGUCACGGAUUCUAACUGAUCCAGCCAAAGUUUUCGAGCACAACAUGUGGGAUCACAUGCAGUGGUCUGAAGAAGAAGAAGACGCAGCUAGAAAACAAGCAGAGGAAAACUCGGCCACACGAGUUGCUCCAGAAGAGCAAGUUAAGUUUGAACGCGAUGCUAAUAAAUACUGGAACACAUUUUACCAGACUCAUAAGAAUAAAUUUUUCAAGAAUCGCAACUGGCUGUUGAGGGAAUUUCCUGAAAUUCUUCCAGUUGAUCAAAACUCUAAAGAGAAAGUGGAAGGAUCAUCCUGGGAUCAAGUGGGAAGUAACUUCUCAAGUAUGCAGAGAACGGAAAUGGAUUGUCAAAAGAGCUGUGUCUCAUCAGCCCCUUGGAGCGAAGAAAGAUCUAACUUUCCCAACCAAGACUUGGAAGAACACAGCGAAGGGCCUGGGAAGACAGAGCACUUUCCUGGUAGUGAGGCCACUUUCCGAAUACUGGAGGUUGGCUGUGGUGCUGGAAAUUGUGUUUUUCCAAUCCUGAACACCUUGCGGAACAUUCCAGGAUCCUUUCUUUAUUGCUGUGAUUUUGCCUCUGAAGCGGUGGAACUUGUAAAGUCGCACGCGUCCUACAGUGAGGCCCACUGUUGUGUCUUCCUCCAUGAUGUGUGUGAUGACGGCUUGGCCUACCCCUUCCCGGACGGGAUCCUGGAUGUCGUUCUCCUCGUCUUUGUGCUCUCUUCUAUUCACCCUGACAGGAUGCAAGCUGUUGUUGACCGACUGUCCAGGCUGCUGAAGCCUGGGGGAAUGCUAUUAUUUCGGGAUCUUGGAAGAUAUGAUAAUGCUCAGCUGCGUUUUAAAAAAGGGCAUUGUUUAUCUGAAAAUUUUUAUGUCCGAGGAGAUGGUACGAGAGCCUAUUUCUUUACGAAAGGUAUGCUGCUCGCUCUAUCGCCCAGAUCAGUGAAGAGCUAUGAGGCUGCUCAGAUAAUCGCUUGCAGGGAGGUCCUCAGACGCUGCGAACACGCGGCCUCAGUGGUGACACCGGCCGUCUUCACGCCCUGGUGCUCACAGCGGUUCCACAGAAAAGGAUGCAGAUGGCCUCUGCCUCCUAAUCUUCCAGCUAAAAUUCCUUCUAAAGGGCCGCUUGCUCCACUCUUACGCUAGAGUGCAGGGUGCAGUUUGGGGAUAGUGUUAGCCUGGAUAUGGAAAGAAUUGAUAUUCUGCCCCAGCCAUGGGAGAAAAUUGGACUUUUCUAAGUCUAAAGAAAAUUAGUUCUCACUAGUCAAUUUCUUGACUUAAUCAAGUACUUCUGACAGCACCAAGUGGAUCCUGCAGCAAAGAGGUUCCCCAAACUUAAAGAACCUUGUAUAAUAUGUCAUUUUGGGUUGGAAAACAAAGGCUCAUGAAGGAGACAUGUUUUAAAAUACUGAAAGCUCCAGCCAUAGCUCAACUCACGAUAAUCUCCUAAUCCUGCUGGCCCUGUAAGCCUGUUCAUACUUGCAAUAUAUGGGGGACAUAAGAGAACCCCACUUGGUUUUGUGGGUUUUCUUCACCCAGCUGUGUAGUGCUUCUUGGUAUAAACAACUCAGAUGAACAGUCCUCCAUGGUGUCUUACUGGUCCUUACCUCCCCUCUCCCUUAUCACGUGUUAGAUCUUUGACAGCUACUUUUGUCUCAAAGGGGAAAUCCACCGCAUGUUCUGUGAGGCUGGAUUACAUGAAAAGCAAAACCUGGUUGAUCAUCGCUUGCAAGUUAACAGGAAAAAGCAGGUGGCAAUGCACCGAGUGUGGGUCCAGGGAAAGU
Messenger RNA from Chionomys nivalis (European snow vole), 2326 nucleotides. It is a transcript of the gene Mettl8, whose product is annotated as methyltransferase 8, tRNA N3-cytidine. Bases 450 to 1688 code for a protein of 412 amino acids. The record is from RefSeq and is a predicted model, not a curated record. The transcript has 9 exons. Lineage: Eukaryota; Metazoa; Chordata; Mammalia; Rodentia; Cricetidae. Gene Ontology annotation, molecular function: tRNA (cytidine-N3)-methyltransferase activity.